AUGAAUUGGGAGCGACCAACUUCAGUGACAGAGAUCAUGAGUUUCCUAGGUUUGGUGGGGUAUUAUCGGAGAUUCAUUAAGGGAUUUUCACAGCUCGCCUUACCUUUAACUAAGUUGACUAGGAAGGAUACGCCUUUUGUUUGGUCUCCGGAAUGUGAAGAGAGCAUUAAAGCACUGAAGCAGAGAUUAACUACUGUACCCGUGUUAGUAUUGCCUGAACCAAGCGAGCCGUUUGAACUGUACUGUGAUGCAUCACUAAAGGGUUUGGGGUGCGUUCUGAUGCAGCACCAGAAUGUUGUAGCAUACGCCUCACGACAGUUAAGGCCGCAUGAGAUGAACUACCCGACUGGUGGACGAAAUUGUGAUCAACAAUAUUGGCUCUUUGGAAAAGCGAAUGUUGUGGCGGACGCUUUGAGUCGGAAAUCUUUAUAUGCAGCUUGGAUGAUGCUACAGGAAGAAGAGUUACUGAAGGGAAAACAGUGGAGAGUGGUAGAAGGUCAAGAUGAUUUGUGGAGGUUCAAGAACCGGAUUAUUGUGCCAGAUGUUGGAGACCUGCGACAGAGUAUCUUGAAGGAAGCUCAUAAGAGUGGGUUUUCAAUUCACCCAGGGUGUACCAAAAUAUAUCAAGAUCUGAAAGCGAUGUUCUGGUGGCAAGGAAUGAAGAAUGAUGUGGCAUUGCACGUAUCUAAAUGUUUAACGUGUCAUAAGGUUAAAAUUGAGCAUCAGAGACCAUCAGGGACCUUUCAGCCUUUGGAGAUUCCACAAUGGAAAUGGGAGAGUAUCACAAUGGAUUUUGUGAUAGGUUUGCCUAGAACCCGGUCUGGUUGUGAUGCUAUUUGGGUGGUUGUAGAUUGA
Messenger RNA from Arachis duranensis, 855 nucleotides. RefSeq lists its product as uncharacterized. The record is from RefSeq and is a predicted model, not a curated record. NCBI's taxonomy places the organism in Eukaryota, Viridiplantae, Streptophyta, Magnoliopsida, Fabales, Fabaceae. The transcript has 3 exons. The coding region runs from base 1 to 855 and encodes 284 amino acids.